Messenger RNA from Trichobilharzia szidati, 590 nucleotides. The record is from the annotation of a GenBank genome assembly. NCBI's taxonomy places the organism in Eukaryota, Metazoa, Platyhelminthes, Trematoda, Strigeidida, Schistosomatidae.
GCACCUUUUUAAUGUGUGCGCUACUGGAACGCCUGGUUUGCUACUCAUAAAAUAUUAGUAGCCCAGUGACCAUCCGGAUGGAUCAACGUAUACUAAAGAUUGAAGAACAUGUUAACGAGACAUUAAAGAAAGAUUUAAAAAAAACUUUAGAUGCUGGAGAUGUAAUCUAUGGACAAAUAUCUGAAUACUUAGAAUUAAAAAAUCUCAUUGAAAAGAUGAGAGAUAUUGACGUACCUCAAACUAAUUUAGAAACAAAAGUGAAUGUGGGAAGUAAUAUUUAUGUAAAUGGAAUCAUUCAUUCUCUUGAACCUAUUGCAGUUGAUAUCGGUCUUGGCUUUUAUCUUGAAUGUAGUCAUGCAGAAGCUUUAAAGUUGAUUGAAUCACGUGUUUCUAUCCUGAAUGAACGCGCUAAUCUGUACAAGAAAAAGGCGAUUUCUAUAAAGGCUCAAAUUAAACUCUUUUUAGAAGGUCUCCGUAAACUUCAAGAUAUCAAAUGAAAGAAAAAAACAACUUUAUUAAACAGCAGCUUGUAAAUGUGUAUAUAUUUAUACUGAUUUAUAUUUUCUUACAAAGAAUAAAUUCUUCCAAGU